This is a messenger RNA of Anthostomella pinea, 1101 nucleotides long. Lineage: Eukaryota; Fungi; Ascomycota; Sordariomycetes; Xylariales; Xylariaceae. The record is from the annotation of a GenBank genome assembly.
AUGGCUGGAACAGAGGCCCCAGAAGCACUCCCUACCGUUCCUGCGGGCAUAACCGCCGAGUGGUUGAGCCGCAAGCUCGGGCACAAGGUCGCGUCCAUCGAAAACACCAGUAACAUCUGGGGAACGGCCAGCAAGCUGUUCUACGCCAUUACUUAUGAAGACGGCGCAAGCAGCAACAACGGCGAGAGACCGGCUCAUAUCUGCAUCAAGGGGAUGUUCGACCUCAAGUUGGUAGAGGACCAGCCAUGGACCGUCAGUCUCGCACAGCGAGAAUCCGAGUUCUUCUCCAAGUUGGCGCCCACUAUCAACAAUAUGAUCUUCCCCAAGUCGUGGUGGGCUGGCAAGACCGAGAACCAGGGCCUCGUCAUCAUGAGCGACCUGACCAAAGAGGGGUGUUCGUUCCCGCCUGAAGUGACGUCGUAUCCUGUCGAGAAGAUCAUGAACGGGGUCGAGCAGCUGGCAGGUCUCCAUGCCCAGUACUGGGGCCAGAGUCAGGAAGACCAUCCCUGGAUCUGGAACAACUACGACCCGGCCAUGACAUUCAUGUGCAGUCCGUGGAAUGAGUUGGUGCGGGAACCGAACCGGCCCAAGCUCCCCGAGUACCUGAUGGACGGGAAACGCUGCAACGAGGCGCUGGGCCGCUAUUACGCGGAACGCAAUCCGCGCUUCCGUACGCUGCUCCAUGGCGACACCCACAUGGGCAACAUCUACUUCACCGCCGAGGGCAAGAUCGGCUUCCUCGACUGGUCGGCGUUCCACUUCGGAUCGUGCUUCCACGAUAUCGCGUAUCACAUGACGUCCACGUUGACCGUCGAAGACCGCCGUGCCCACGAGAUGGAGAUCCUCGACCACUACCUCGCCACCUUGCACCGACUGGGAGGGCCCAAGUUUGACCGUCACAACGACCCCGAGGUCAUGGUCGAGUACCGACGCUCCUUUAUGACCAACGUGAUCUGGAUCAUCUGCCCUUAUAGUUUGCAGUCCAAGGAGCGCGUCGAUGUGUUGUGCAAGCGUACUGUGGCCGCCUACGACGACCACAAGGUCAUUGAUCUCCUUCUCAGCCAGCCGAAGCCUGCUGCUACAGCUGCGGCUACUGCCUGA